CCACCGAGGGAACCGGCAGUCGAUAACGGUACGUGUACCCGGACGCGUCGGUGUUACGUCGCGCGUCGCGGCAAAUGCGCGCGCUAGGCGAGUACGAGCCAGUUCGCGAACAUCAGGCCAGUCAGGCAGUGGCAGGAAAAAAUGGCGGAUGUCGACUUGAAUAUCGACAACCUGAUACAGAGAUUACUGGAAGUAUACCACACGCAGAAAGACCAGGUUCAGAAGAAAGCCAAGCUAAAAGAUAUUUUCUCGUCGGACUUUGUCGUCAGAGGAUGUCGACCAGGCAAAACUGUUAUCAUGACGGAGGCCGAGGUGCGUGGCCUCUGUCUGAAGUCGCGGGAGAUUUUCCUGCAGCAGCCGAUUCUGCUGGAGCUGGAGGCGCCGCUUAAGAUCUGCGGCGACAUACACGGCCAGUACACCGACCUGCUGCGGCUAUUCGAGUACGGCGGCUUCCCACCCGAGGCGAACUACUUGUUCCUGGGUGACUAUGUCGAUCGAGGGAAGCAGUCUCUCGAGACAAUAUGUCUGCUGCUGGCGUACAAGAUCAAGUAUCCGGAGAACUUCUUCCUGUUGCGCGGCAAUCACGAGUGCGCUAGCAUAAAUAGGAUAUACGGUUUCUACGACGAGUGCAAGCGGCGGUACAACAUCAAGCUCUGGAAAACGUUCACGGAUUGCUUCAACUGUUUGCCGAUCGCCGCGAUCAUCGACGAGAAGAUCUUCUGCUGCCAUGGUGGGCUCAGUCCUGAUCUGCAGGGGAUGGAGCAAAUAAGAAGAAUUAUGCGUCCAACCGAUGUACCUGAUACCGGUCUUCUCUGUGAUCUCCUGUGGUCCGAUCCCGACAAAGACGUCCAGGGUUGGGGCGAAAACGACAGAGGAGUCUCGUUCACAUUCGGUCCAGAUGUCGUGUCGAAGUUCCUGAAUCGCCACGACAUGGAUCUGAUAUGCAGGGCGCACCAGGUAGUCGAAGACGGUUACGAAUUUUUCGCCAAGCGACAACUCGUCACGCUGUUCUCCGCGCCGAACUACUGCGGCGAAUUUGACAACGCUGGCGGAAUGAUGAGCGUCGACGAGACCUUGAUGUGCAGCUUUCAGAUUUUGAAACCGUCGGAGAAGAAAGCCAAGUACCAAUAUGGAGGCAUGAACACGGGUCAAACCGGUAGACCAUCUACACCACAAAGGAAUCCAGCCAAAAAGAAAUGACAGCCUUCAACCGAUCCUGCACAGCAACAAACGCGAUUAUCCUUAAUGGAGGCUAUCAUGCUAGGUAAAUCCGCUUUAUGCUUGUCAAAGCUUACUUAAUCACUCUAGCCAACCACUUAUGUGCAUUAGUACGAAUCUAUUUCCCACGAUCAUCAGUUAAAACACGAAAAAGAGAAAAGAAACAGAAAAAAAAGAGAUAAAAAAAGGGAUGGCGAAAGGAAGCAAAAUGUAGACCGUUUACUCGAUGUAUUUGAGUUCGCGCAGUGAUUCGCCCGAUGAGUUAGAACGCUGUAGUUAGCACGUUCGCGCUGUUCCCAACACGUGUACACGUAUGAUUCAUUCGUUCAGAGUGGAUGCGAUUUAAGUACGAUAAUUUACGGAGCAAAGAUCAUUAAAAACGGGGGCCCAUUCACACCCAUCGACACCGGCAGACUUGCGCAAGUUCUUACAGUGCUUUAGUAGCCGAAACCGUUGCUUUUCGAGACGACGUACCCGAGCACCUCGCCAUCGGAUGCCAUGGGGAUCUGAUCUCGUCGUUGGUUUUCAUGUGUUUCAGCAGAACGAAGACGUCGAGAUACAGAACUAAUCUCUAAUCUGAUAAACGUAAAGCUAAACCGUGUAAGAUUCAUCUUCUCUCUCGAUUGCGUCUUGUACGAAAUAGGAGUCGUACGAACGAUAUAUAAGUCGCAGUGAACCGUGAGUUUCGAUUGUCAUCGUGUGCUUGACGAAAGAUCGCUCCCUCGAAUUUUCCCGGCAGUUAAUUCGCCGGCAUUUUCCACUCGGAGCAUUGGAUUAACUAUCGGAGCGAUCCUUGGUGAAGCUGUGGUUGUUUCACUUUUUAAAAGAGCAUUUUUUGUGUCAUUCUCAUUUGUAUUUAUUGCCUUCCACUGUUGAUGUUGAGUGUAAUUACAAGAAGACUCGCUGUUAAUAUUAAUAUUAUUUUUAUUUUUUAAUAUUACUUUUACCAUCGCUAAUAUCAAGCGGAUAAUUUAAACGUCAUUAUUUCUUAAUAAGCGAUGCUGCGCGCGCGCGUGUAUAUAGAUAGAUAGAGAUAUAUACAUAUAUAUAUAUAUAUAUAUUUUUGACCAUUUAUCCUUUCUCGUAGAGACCACACAUUACUCACGAAUUUAAUUCUGUCAUCCUGUGCAGUAUUCCGAGCGUGGUUAGUGACUGCACGUUCCAGAAAAUAUGUCGUAGACGAAUUAGGUUGUUUAUUCUCGGGCGAUGAAUCCAGAGAGGAACACAGAGAAUUACCAGUAUUUUCAAGACGAUGUGUUUCUGCGCUGAUCACGGCUUUACUCGAAGGAAAUAUUGAAAUGAGGUAGAAAUUGUGAGAAAAGGAAAUAAGAAAAAAAAUCGAUGCGUCGUAUAGGGGAAAAAACGUACUUCAGAGGCAGAAUUUCAGUCGCGGGUGCCUGGCGCUCGCCAAUAAAAACGAAUGCGAACAUGGAGGAUUCUUUUAGCGUAUGAAAACUGUUUCUUGAAACACAAAAACAUACGGGUGAUGGUUUUCGACGGGCGAAACAUACUUUCACAUUUCGAAUUUAAAUUAUUGCGUUUGAUACAGUGCGCACGUAUAUGUUCAUGUUUAUCUGUAGCAGAUCUGUGUAGAAUAUUCAACGCUAGGAUAAAGCUCACUUAUUCUUUUCGAGCAAAACUGUGGCGUAUCGCAUUUACGAGCCAUUUGGUGCAUUUAUUUCAACACGUUUGUUGCCACGUAUUAUCGUUUCUCUUUCGUUUCGUAGCAUUCGUGAUGCUGGAUUCGUCGCUGAUGAAAUUCACUGGUAAUAGAAUCGUUUCGCAAACCGUUAAUAGUACACUGAGCAGUUGUACUCCGCUGCGCUCCCGUUCUAUAAUCGGCGCUGCGUAUUAUUUGCGUUUUGCGUGGCGGAAAUCGAUAGCACCUGAUGCGGAAGAACGUGCAUUUCGGCAAGAGAAUCGCCCUGUGCGUUAUUUGCGACCGUUGUACCGCAGGGUAGCAUGCGGGAAUACUAUGAAUCGCGCAUAUGCGGCGCACUAUUCGACGAAGAGAGACUUGGAAAUCUCCAUGGAAGCAAAUCGAUCAUCAAGUAGUGACGAUGUGGUUGUAUUCAUAGUCGAGGAUAUCUUACUAUAGUGAUGUGCAAUUGUGUCUUCUAGAACUUAAAUAUUUACUAUUUGCUAUUGGCAAAAAUAUCCGCGUGAAUACAACCGAAUGAAUUCCUGGGAUGCACGUCAAAGUUAACAUUGGCGCCUUCACGCAUGUGUCUGUCGACGACUGAAUGGACAUUAACGAUUGACGAAAUCAUGAUCGCUUAUCAUGAUCGACGAUUCGGAAACAAAGAACCUACAUUAAACAAAACAAAAAAAAAAGAAGAAGAAACCGCGAGAACUCAUCCCGAUCCAAAGAUUAAUCAAACGUAAGCGAACCUUUCCGUAGAGCAGCAACGCAAUUUUCGGUAUUCACAUCGUUAUUCAUUAUUUGAUUGUUAUUUAACGUUAUCGGAUAUUGAUAUCGGAUAGAGAAUGACAAAGUUAGUAGUUUACUGUUCGAGGUGUUUCUCAACGACGACGACGACAUACGAGAGAGACGCGAUUGACAAAUUUGUUACGUAUUGGAAAGUGCGGAGUAGGAAACGCGCCGAUACGAAUGAUACGGAAGAGGCCCGUGCCCUUCCUGUCCCCCUUCAACUCCUGCGUUCCUCUCUCACCUCUCCGAAAAGAGAGACGGUGAUUAAUUAUUGUCAAAGGAGCGGUUGUGAUCCCUCGAUAUGCGUUUUGUCCGAGAUAUUCAUAUAUUAUAUACAGAUAUUAUAUUUGUAAUGGGGUUUGGCUGGUCGCGAUUCGACGAUGCUUUAUUAAAUAAGUAAAUAAAGGGCGAGGGACGCUCUCUCCCAUGAGAGGAGUCUGCGACUAUCGUGGAUUGUUACAUCGCUCGAAUCGUCGACGACGGAGCGCGGCCAUGCGAUGGCAUCCUAAAGAGAUGUAAAACUUUCAGAUAAUAAACAUGCAUAUUGUUGUACAAA
Molecule: messenger RNA, 4205 nt
Organism: Ooceraea biroi (clonal raider ant)
Lineage: Eukaryota; Metazoa; Arthropoda; Insecta; Hymenoptera; Formicidae
Product: serine/threonine-protein phosphatase PP1-beta catalytic subunit
Cellular component (GO): nucleus; cytoplasm
Molecular function (GO): protein serine/threonine phosphatase activity
Source: RefSeq, a predicted model, not a curated record